This is a messenger RNA of Durusdinium trenchii, 2065 nucleotides long. NCBI's taxonomy places the organism in Eukaryota, Dinophyceae, Suessiales, Symbiodiniaceae. The record is from the annotation of a GenBank genome assembly.
AGUGCCAGAUGGGCUCAAGUUCUGACACAUGCCACGCUACUUGCGGGAUAUUAUCGUGCUCGCGAUUUGUCUUCUGGACGUGUGUGGCAUUACAGCUGCAGAGCCAUUUUGGUCUCCUCUGCUAUGGCCUGAAGUGCGAGCAGGCUGCCGAUCAAGCGCUGCAGCGCAUUCAGAGCAAACCAAUAGCUCGGAUGAACUACCGCAUGUUCGACCGUUUCGAUCCCAUGAGUUUCUCCAUGGUGAAUCUCCGAAAUCUUGGCUUCGUGGUGCUUAUGCUUUGGUCAAGAAGCUUCGGAAUUGCACAACCGUGAGAAGUUGCGCCUUUUCCUGGUCUUUCCUCGCGCUUAUUUUUGGAGCCCGAAAAGGCGGGCCCUUUGAAAGCGAAGGUAGGAGGGCAGUGUGGGAGAAUUUGUGGACAGACGCUACGCAAAGAAUGAUUCACCUUCGCCAAGCAGAACUUCUGCGGGCAAAGGCGACGCGUUUGCUCAGCCCUUUUGGGGGACCGCAGGAGCGAAAGGUUCCUGAUGAGGGCUCGUCUGUGUUGUUACUGUCGGCCCAUUCUGCCGGCUACUUCCAAGAGCCUUUCGUUGCGCCCUUUGUUCGCCAGCUCGAAUGCUAUGCCUUUGCACGAGGUAUGCAAUUUGCAGCUGAUGGUGGGCCCUGGCCAUUGCGCCAUGUGCCCUUGGGCCGCACAGGCCACUACUUUUGGGUUGGCCACUGGCAUAGUACAAAGAUAGGUGCUGAUGGUGCAGUUGAACAAGAAAAAUGGGAGGAGGACCACUUGAAAUAUGUCGUGACUCUGGUUGAAGAUUUGCAACAGUACCAGCUCAGCAGAGCGGUGGAGCUUGCAUCCCUUGAGAAUUUUGUGACUAUCUAUUUUGAUGACCCGGGCAAGCAGACCAAGAUUUGGUCUAUUGAACGCCAGCUGGACAAGCAUGUCAUGAUGGUCCUGUACCUUGAUGUGGAUGUGACAAUACGACCUGACAGUCUGCAAUGGGGUUUGAUCCCAUUCUUGGUCCCACAGUCGCAUUCCCACCGUCCCGGUGAUGUGUUUGUUCGAGACUCAUGGCCUGUAAUUGAGUGCCUGAACAGCGGAUUCUUGGCACUCCGCAAUACCAGAGCAUCCCGAUUGCUCCUGGAGCUGUGGCGACAAAAGACGCGAUGGGCAGCAUCCUGGGACCAGAGUGCUUUAGCCGAGUCGAUCUUGGAACUGGUAGGCAUGGAAAUGCAGCUGCUGGGAAAGCGUGGAUACAACUCGGAAUGCCUGCGAUUUCUUCUUCCACUUCCGAAUGGCGUUUUUCCCUAUGGCAUGUAUUGCGAUUGCUGGCAGUCCGUCCUCAGUGACAUGAUUGGACCACAUCGGAAACGUCGCAGCCGGAUUGUGACUUUUGUGGAUCCAGAGCGCAUUGAUGUGCCCUGCAAUCGAACCAGCAAUUUUCAUCCACGCGCUUUCUUAGUGCUGUGCUGUAGCGGCGCGGUGAAAUUGGAAGUGUCAGGGACAGCCCAAACUUUAAGGUAGGAACAUCUAGUGAUGUAGCGACUGCAGUGUGAUUGUAACAAUCUUUGGAUUGCUUAUAUAGUGGGAGGGUGGACAUGGCCAUUUUGGCUCAGGUCAUGCCAUGUGGCCAAAUUUUGGUUUUGUAUCCUGGCAUGUCGCCCCAGCUUGCGCCACCUGCAGCCACGUUGACUUGGCUACUGAUCUACUUGCUGGUGUUUGUUCUGGUGCGCUAUACGCCCUCUUGCUUGGCUGCUGUUGUGUGUGUUGCUGCUACCAAGAGUUCUGGGCAUCCAGUACCAUUGCAGCUCCCUUCAGGCAACACUGUUUCCAUUAAUGGGCCCCACAACUGAACAGGCUAAGCGAUUUGACUUCAUUGGGCGCAGUUGUACGGUGGAUCAGGCUUGAAAGCUCCAGGACGAAAGCCAGAACAGUCCACGGCAGCCUGUUCAACUUACUGAACGGCGCUGAAGGAUCGAAAAGCCGAGCUGGCGGCUGCAAUUGCACCUUUGGCGUGUGCCAGCAACAGGUGGAGGCGGACGACCCCCCCUACCAUGGCAGACUUGAGGC